Molecule: messenger RNA, 1597 nt
Organism: Physella acuta
Lineage: Eukaryota; Metazoa; Mollusca; Gastropoda; Physidae
Product: zinc finger MYM-type protein 1
Source: RefSeq, a predicted model, not a curated record
UUUAUCAAAGGAGUUAUUACAGAUGAUACACGGUUGUAUUUAUUAGAAAACAUCUGGCGUCCCGAAGAACUUUUUAAAUUUCCAGCAAGCGGACAAAGAAAUUUAAAGUUUCAAUAUUCGUGGCUACUUAGGUGGAACUGGUUGACUUAUUCCAAAUUACUUGAUGGCGCAUUUUGCAAAUAUUGUGUUUUGUUUAGUUUGAAUUAUGGUGGUGUAGGUAGUCAGCCUUUAGGUAAGUUAUCAAAAAUUCCAUUUUCAAACUGGAAAAAGGCAACAGACAAGUUUAAUGAGCACCAGCAAUGUGAAUAUCAUAAAAGAGCAAUUUUACUUUCCCAAAAUCGUAAAUCGGUUAUGGAGAAAAAAAUAGAACCUAUUAACAUCGCCUUGAACUCAUCAGUAAGUCAACAAAUUCUAGAAAAUCGUUUAAGGUUAGCGCCCAUAAUAGAAACUAUAAUUUUUUGCGGCCGACAAGGUCUUGCACUUAGGGGGCACAGGGAUUUCGGAAAUUUUCAGUUGGAGGAUCCUGACGAAAAUGAUGGAAAUUUUCGAGCUCUUUUAAGAUACAAAGCCAUGGGUGGAGACGAAACACUUAAACAUCAUCUAGAAAAUUCUUCAAAAAAUGCAAGAUACUUAAGUCCCACCAUUCAGAAUGAAGUGAUAAAUGUGUGCAAUAAAUUAAUUGUUCAAAAGAUUGUUGCGAAAAUUACUUCUGUUAAAUUGUUUUCUGUCUUAGCCGAUGAAACUAGUGAUAUAGCUGGUAUGGAGCAAUUUUCGUUGUGUGUUCGCUACUAUGAUAACGACAUAAAGAAAAUAAGGGAGGAUUUCCUACAGUUUGUAGGUGUAACUGAUCUAACAGGCAAAGGACUUGCAAAUGUUUUAAUGGACACUCUAGCAAAUUUACACAUAGACGGUAAUUUUAUGAUAGGUCAAGGAUAUGAUGGAGCCGCUGCAAUGAGUGGUCGACUUCAUGGGGCGCAACAAUAUGUUGCUGAGAAAUUUGAUUUGGCUAUUUACGUGCAUUGCGCAUCUCACAGUCUAAACCUAGCACUUUCUGAUGCCUGCGAACUACCAGCUGUAAGAAACUGUAUGGGAAUUCUUAAUAGUACAUACAACUUUUUUAACACACCAAAACGACAAUCUUUGCUUGCAAAUUCAAUAGAGAAAUUAACACCUAAAGCAUCAGCAUCUCGACUUAAACGAUUGUGCGCAACCAGAUGGAUUGAGCGUCAUGAGUCUGUCAACGUUUUUAUACAGCUUCAAAAAGCAACUGUUGAUGCACUGGAAAUUAUGUCAUCCUGGCACGAUACAACAACUUCUUCAACAGCGGUUCAACUUUUAGGUGCAAUUAGGAGUCUUGAGUUUCAAGUUUCUCUUAGAGUUAUCUCAAAAAUCUUUGCAAUAACACUUCCUGUCAGCAGAAUACUCCAAACAGAAAACUUUGAUCUAUCUGCGGCUCUAAAAUUUACAGAAGAUUCAAGUAGCCUACUAGUGAAUAUGCGGAAGGAUGCUGAAUCAGAAUUUACUACCGUAUUUAAUGAAGUCAAAGACAUUUGUGAGGACUUCGACAUAGAUAUACUUAUUCCACGUCGAGCUGGAA